GCAGUGCCAGUCGGUGAGAGGAGCCGAGCGGGACCGGCCCGGGCAGAGCGAUGCGCGGCUGCAGCGAUGGCCAAAUGGUUCAAGGAGCACCUGGGCUUCAGGAGCAGCAAGGGGCCCCCGCAGCCCCCGAAACCCGACUACCGGGCACGGCCGGCCGGAGAGCCCGACAUCCUGGCCGCCUACAAGCUGCAGAAGGAGCGGGACUUCGAGGAUCCUUACACCGGCGGCGGCGGCGGUGGUGGUGGUGGCUCCCGGUGUCUGCAGCGGCUCCGCUCCGAGGGGGAGGCGGCCGGCGGCGCUCCCGCUCCCGCUCCGGGAGGCACCGGCACCGGCAGCGGCUCCUCUCCACAUCCCCAUCCGGCCAAGAAAGCAGCUUCCCCCGAUGUCAAAUACAUCUCCCCGAAACACCGGCUCAUCAAAGUGGAAAACCCAGAGAGAAGCUGCAGCAAGUCACCAACAUCUCCCGACGACAGCAAACAGGGCAAGGUUAUUAUUCUCGAAGAUUAUGCAGAUCCAUUCGAUGCUAAACAGGCUGGUGUGGCCCAGGUUGGACAAGAGAAAGUGACCGAGAAUGAUGGCUACAUGGAACCUUAUGAAGCCCAAAAAAUGAUGGCAGAGAUACGACGGAGGGGAUCGAAGGAGGCACCCGGCAAACAGCUGCCGCUCUACGACACGCCCUACGAACCCACGGAGAACGGCGGAGAGUCCGACAUGGAGAAGGCGGUUUCCCACCGGCCCCGCGAGAGUCGCCUCCCAGAGGACGAUGAGCGGCCGCCGGGAGAAUACGACCAGCCCUGGGAAUGGAAGAAGGAUCGAAUCUCGAAGGCGUUUGCAGUAGAGAUUAAGGUAAUAAAAGAGCUGCCCUGGCCUCCACCAGUAGGACAACUGGACAGCGGGACGCCAAAAGCUGAAGGGGACCUCCUGGUUUCUCACUGCCACCUCCUGCAUCAGCAUCACCACCUACACUCACAGCCCGUGCAGCCGCAACCUGUUCCUGAAGACAGCAGUGUUCAGUUUGAUGGUGUUGACAAGAGUCGCUUCUCCCCACCCAAGGAAGAGAAAGUGCGGCACCAGAACAGGCUGUCGGGGCCCAACCUCAAAUCUCUAAAACAUCAAAGUCUUGAGUUCAGUGGACCGCUGGGUGAAAGGGUGGAACCAAACCUGUCACUCGGGAGACAAACCUGGUACCACGGAGCCAUCAGUCGGACAGAUGCCGAGAAUCUCUUGCGGCUGUGUAAGGAGUCCAGUUACCUGGUCCGAAACAGCGAGACCACCAAGAACGACUACUCGCUCUCGCUGAAGAGUAACCAGGGAUUCAUGCACAUGAAACUCACCCGAACCAAAGAGAGUAAAUACGUCUUGGGUCUGAACAGCCCUCCAUUCGACAGCGUACCCGAAAUAAUCCAUUACUACAGCAGCCGCAAGCUGCCCAUCAAAGGAGCUGAGCACAUGUCUCUCCUGUACCCAGUGGCUAUCAGAACGCUAUAGCGAUCGGAGGUCGUUUGAACAAGCCUCACAGAUCUGAUUUGUGCACAGAUUCUUUUUAUAGGCACACUCACUGACAGGCAACCCAGGGAUGGCAGCCUUUGACCUUCAGCCAGUGACGCUCCGUGUGCAUGCCGAGAGUGACCAGGAGCCCAGCUUCAGAGUUUGGCUUCUGGGGUUUCCUGCCAGCCCAACACCCACUCAUCUUCCUCUGGGAGACCAUUGGUUACAGCAAACUCAAGGCCACCAUUCCCACCUGGGGUUCCAGGAUUUGGCCGGUGACUUAUGGACUUAUAAAUGCUGAAACUUCUUGAAAUUCUGGAAUGUUGUAGGAAUCUUUAUCUAAUGUAUAUUUAUGAGGAGUUUUUUUCCAGUUAAGUUUUACAGGCAGAUUUGAACGUGUAAGGUCUGUUUCGGCUUGGGUGUGAGGGGAGAAAGCUGCUCCUGAUUUAGUAACUAAAUUAACAAACUGACUCAGACAAAAGAUUAAAUAAUGACGCACUAGUGCAAUAGGAGCUGAUCUUGUAGGAAUGGGGACAGUGAAGAGGGAGCUUUACUCUGUAUCUAACCCUAUGCUGUACAUGCCCUGGGAGUGUUUGAUGGGGACAGUGUAGAGGGAGCUUUACUCUGUAUCUAACCCCGUGCUGUACUUGUCCUGGGAGUGUUUGAUGGGGACAGUGUAGAGGGAGCUUUACUCUGUAUCUAACCCCGUGCUGUACCUGCCCUGGGAGUGUUUGAUGGGAUAUUAGGUGCCUGAAAUAAAAAAAGUUACCUUCUCCAGCUGUUUGACAAACAGAAAUGAAGAGCAGAUAAAGGAAAUUAAUCGUGACCAUGGUGGUAUUUGAUAUUUGACUUUGUCCUUCACAGUCUCAUUCCUGAGUCCACCCACUCUCAAAAAAAUUUACAAAACUUUACUCCUCAAAUUUAAUCGGAGCAGGAACGUGAAGGGUUUGGUACAUUUAGGGAAGAAAGAAUUCUUUGAUGAAAACCCAGUGUUGAGUUGUGUUCAGGGAACAUAUUCAGCGAAAGGAGCAUGGAAUCAGGGUAGAGAUUUACUGAUAGUAAUGUCAGGAGAUGCACCCAGAAUCUCUCCAUACUAAUUUAGUGGAAUCGUAUAUUUUAAAUGGGGAACUAAGCAAUGUCUUAAUUGCUAACACAUUUAGCUUUUGUCUGUCAAAAUCACCAAGUUAUUUCUACAUUCCCCAACUCCGGCCAUGAUUUGAAGGUACCAGUUUGCUCUAGUCCUUAUGUGAUUUACCACCUGUUUAUGCACUCCAUUCCUUUAUAAGUUGCACAGUAGUUACAGCUCAGAAACAGCCCAACUAGCCCAUGCAGUGUUUUUGCUCCACACGGACAUCGUCUCACCCUACUACAUAUCCUUCUGUUCCUUAUUCCCUCUCAUUUAUCCAGCUUCCCCUUAAAUGCAUCUAUGGUAUUCCCUGCAACCACUCCCUGUGGGAGCGAGUUCCACAUCCCCACCACUCUCUGGGAAAUGACGUGUCUCCUGAAUUCCUGAAUGGAUUUAUUAGUGACUGUCUUAUAUUGAUGGACUCUGAUUCUGAUCUCCCCCGCAAUUGGAAACAUCUCUAUAUCCACCCUUUCAUAAUUUAAAGACCUCGCUCAGUGCACCCCUUAUUUGUAGUGAAAAGGGUCCCAGCCUGCCCAAUCGUUCCUGAUAAGUUCAGUAAUGGACAACACUGGACCACAAAGAGGUGAAAGCCUUCAGGUAACCCCCUGCAACAGAACAGCUUUUAAUUUAAGCCCCACCUUUAUUGGUAGAGGCAGAGUAGUGGUUAUGUUCAUGGACUGGUAACCAUGUGGCCUGAGCUGAUGAUCCAGAGAAUGCGAGUUCAAAUCCCACCCGUGGGGAGCUUGAGAAUUUUAAAAUAGCUUGUGUCGGUAAAGUAACCAUAAAGCUGUUGGAUUGUAAAAAAAACCUGCCUAGUUCCCUGAUAUCCUUUAAGGAAGGAAAUCUGCCGUCCUUAGCUAGUUUGAGCCUGUGUGACUCCAGGUCCACAGCAAAGCCGAUGUCUCUUAACUGCCUUCGGAAGUGGGCACUCAAUUCUAUCAAAUCAUUAUUGAGCAUCUCGUGUUAGGCCAAAGAUGUCAGCCUUGCCUGCACAUGCAAAGUAAAAGCAAAAGCUCCUGAUCGAUCACCUGUCAUCAGGCUUCCUACUGAGGCCUCAGUGCUGAGCCUGUAGCUUGCAUUUUAAUCUAGUGAUCUGUUGGAUGAAGUUGUGUAGUUAUGGACAGGAGGGUCCUCACACCCAAAGAUUGGACCCUUGGAUGGCUGAGGUCUUAGGGUCUAUGACACCAUGUUCCAGUUAGCCCUUUUCCUAAGAGGAGAGGAAGGAACCAAGAGGGGAAAGGGAGUGGUUGCAUCUCGCCAUCAGAUUACAAAACCCUAGGAGUUAAAAACUCAAUGCUGCUUGAAGCUUGCAAAAUGGGGCAACUUGUUUAGGAAGAACAUGAGGAUGAUUCCUUAAAAGGGUGAACGACACUGUGGCGUCCCUUUUGGUACACGUUAUUUAUUAAAAAUAGUAACUGAUCUGCAGGAAAUGUGGUUUCUGAAACGAUGCGUCUAUAGAAAUAAAAUUUUCGAUACUUGUUUAAGAUGAUCUCACCUUUGGUUCUGGGACCU
Carcharodon carcharias (great white shark) is the source of this 4126-nucleotide messenger RNA. Its product is annotated as SH2 domain-containing adapter protein F-like. The coding region runs from base 67 to 1488 and encodes 473 amino acids. Gene Ontology annotation, molecular function: phosphotyrosine residue binding. The transcript is spliced from 7 exons. NCBI's taxonomy places the organism in Eukaryota, Metazoa, Chordata, Chondrichthyes, Lamniformes, Lamnidae. The record is from RefSeq and is a predicted model, not a curated record.